CAACGCAGGCGAGGAUUACAAUACCAAAGGUAGACAUACCUAUAUUGUUAGAAACUCUUUAUUAACCACAACCAACUAGAAAACUAGUUAAGUGAUUUUACUAAAGAGAACAUGUUUUCUGAACUAUCGAAUCGAGUGGAAGAAUUUCGGUGUAUGUGCCAGUAUAAGUUAUGGCACGAUGUACCAACUUUCGCUGAAGACGAAGAGCUUCCUCACGAUAUUCGUCAAUGCUACAUUCUUUUAGACAAGACAUCUAGAUCUUUCUCAGCAGUCAUUAAGGCACUUCCGGAUGAAUUAAGAGAAGCUGUGAUGUUAUUCUAUCUGGUUCUUCGAGGAUUGGAUACAGUAGAAGAUGAUAUGACCUUGUCUUUAGAGAAGAAAGUUCCUAUUUUACGAUCAUUUCAUGAAAAAAUUGAACAAGAGGGAUGGAACUUUGAGGAGUCUGGUCCCAAUGAAAAAGAUAGGGAGCUCUUAGUAAAGUUCAAUAUCAUUAUUUCCGAAUUUCUAAAGCUUAAUAAAGGAUACAGAAGCAUUAUCCAAGAAAUUACGAAAGAAAUGGGUGAAGGAAUGGCUCAUUAUGCGACUUUGUCAGGAAAGAAUGAUGGCUUUUCUGUUAGUACAGUGCAGGACUAUGAUCAAUACUGCCAUUACGUGGCAGGAUUGGUUGGCAUUGGAUUAUCCCGAUUGUUUGCUGAGUCUAAAUUAGAAGAUCCUGAAUUUACCAAUGCCGUGGACAUCUCCAACUCUCUUGGUUUGUUCUUACAAAAGACAAACAUUAUUCGUGAUUACCGUGAAGAUUUCGAUGAUAACAGACACUUUUGGCCUAAAGAAAUCUGGUCAAAGUAUGUUACGAACUUUGGGGAAUUCUGCCAACCUGAAAACUCCGAAAAAGCACUUACUUGUCUUUCUGAAAUGACCGCUAAUGCUUUAACUCAUGCUACUGAUGCUCUUAGUUAUAUAGCUUCUUUACAGAAUCAGAAGGUCUUUAAUUUUGUCGCUAUUCCUCAAGUUAUGGCUAUUGCUACCCUGUCAACUGUAUUCAGGAACCCAACUAUGUUCCAGGCUAACGUUAAGAUCCGCAAAGGCCAAGCAGUUCAAAUUGUACUUCAUUCUGUUAACAUCAAGAACGUUUGUGAUAUGUUUUUGCGCUACACUCGCCAAAUUCAUUAUAAAAAUACGCCUAAGGAUCCCAAUUUCAUGAAAAUUUCUAUCCAGUGUGGAAAUAUUGAGCAAGCCUGUGAAGCAAUCUUCCCUCGUCAUUACCGUGAGCUUUAUGACAAGGUAUUUUCUGAAAAGCUUUUCCAAGAAAAGAAGGGCAAUACCAAGGAUGAAUCUGCAAAAGUUGCUGUUUCCGAAGAAGUUCGUCAACAACAUAAAAAAGAUAUGAUUGAUCUCGGUGUUAGUGUCGGUAUCGUUUUAUUGAUUGUGUUCAGCUCUAUUGGUGUUGUCUUUUACGUGCUUGGUUUAAGCUUUUCCAUUUCAGAUUUGAAAAAUCUAAAAUUGAUGUAACGCUACACAGGUUUCACGAGAAUAUGGUUAUUUCUGAAAUUAAUUUCACUCAUUUAAUCUCACUACUUUAAAAGUAUCAAUCGCAUAUUGCCGGCCUUAUAAUCUUAAAUUCAUCUUCAUUUUAAUUACGAGAGACAGUAAGUAUACAAAACAAAAAGCUAAGACAACUAAAAUAUAAUCCGAAAAUAUCAUCUGCACUCUAAAAGCAUACUAACAGCGGCUAUUCCCUUUUCUUCAAAUUUUAUGCGGUAGAAAUCUUUUGACGUUUCAUGGUCUACAUGGUUAGAUUGUAAUUCUUGAACAACUUAACUACACUUACUUCAUUAUUAUUACCAGCGUCAUUGUAAGAUCUCUUUUUAGAGGACUUCGGUUUUUCUUCUCCCGGUUCGAACACUUCAUCGGGCAAAUUGACACUGAAACGUUAGAAAAUUAUUAAACAUCUAGCAUUGCACGUACUUUCUUGUAUUUUUUAUAAAAACAUUCACUUGGGUUUCAUCAUAUCUAUCCCACUUUUUACACAAUUCGUAGAACUCUUGAGCAGGCCACGAUAUAUCUAACUUUUUGAUA
Schizosaccharomyces octosporus yFS286 is the source of this 2076-nucleotide messenger RNA. Its product is annotated as squalene synthase Erg9. Gene Ontology annotation, molecular function: squalene synthase [NAD(P)H] activity. The transcript has a single exon. The record is from RefSeq and is a predicted model, not a curated record. Gene Ontology annotation, biological process: farnesyl diphosphate metabolic process; ergosterol biosynthetic process. Lineage: Eukaryota; Fungi; Ascomycota; Schizosaccharomycetes; Schizosaccharomycetales; Schizosaccharomycetaceae. Gene Ontology annotation, cellular component: endoplasmic reticulum membrane. The coding region runs from base 112 to 1509 and encodes 465 amino acids.